Molecule: messenger RNA, 1875 nt
Organism: Tetrahymena thermophila SB210
Lineage: Eukaryota; Ciliophora; Oligohymenophorea; Hymenostomatida; Tetrahymenidae
Product: E3 ubiquitin-protein ligase MYCBP2, putative
Exons: 8
Cellular component (GO): nucleus
Source: RefSeq, a predicted model, not a curated record
AUGAUGAAUAGUAGAAAGCCUCAAAAAGUUUUUAGCUGUUUUUGUGGGAAUGGGGUUUCUUACGAAGAAGAAGCAAACCUUAAAAAUCAUAUAUAAAGAUGUGAAAGGUAUCAAAAAGAGUCACCUUUUUUUAGGUUUUUCUCAUCUCUAGAUUUGAAAUAGCUACCAGAAGUGCAUUUAGUUGCUAUUAAGAGUGAAUUCUUAACUUACGUUGAUGCAGUAGUUUAAGAGUUGAAUAAUAAAGGAUAUAUUUCUAAUUAAUAACCUUCGGCUCCAGUUUUGGUGAAUUAAUUUAUUAAUAAUAGUUAAUUCGAUCCUAGGAUGCAGUCUAGUAUGUUUAGCUCAAGAGUAGUAAUUCCAUAGAAGCAUUUUAUUACAAGUGAUUAAGUUUAAUGUUAAGGAUGUAAAAAGUAUUUUGACUCUAAUUUUGAUAGUGAUAAAAUCUACUACUUAAAUAUUUGCUUACAUCCCUUUUGCAAAGGCUGUUUGAUCAAACAGAUAAAUACUGAUUUUAUAAAUAAGGGUGGAGUUUAAUGUCUAACAUGCAACAGAGAUAUAGUAGAAUACGAUUACAAUAAUGUUAUAGGAAAAGAAAAGUAUGAAUAGCUCGAACAGAAAAUGAUAUAGAAGAUGUAUAAUUUAGUUUCUUGUAUUAAAUGCAAAGCUUAAUUUGAAUUUGUUUCAGGUUCAGCUGGAUAAAAUGUUAGAGAUAAUAAUGGUCAACUAUUGUCACCGUAACUACAGUAACACUAUGCUGAAAAUAGAUUUGUAUGCUAGAAUUCAGAAUGUAAGCAAGAAUAAUGUAGAAAUUGCCAAGCAUUCCCUUAUCACUUAGGUUAUAAUUGUGAAAACUUUAGAUAAUUCAAAUAAUCAAAGCGUUGUAGGUAUUGCGAUGAAACAAUCACUCAUAUUAAUACAAACUAGCCUUUAGCAUUGUAGGACAUUUGUUCUAAGGAAGAAUGCUAAUCAAAGAAAAAGUACACUUGCUAAAAAAUAAAUAAUUGUAAUCAUCCUUGCUACGGUAUAAAGGAUGAAUUGAAUUGUUUACCAUGUCUUCAUCCUGAUUGUGCUAAAAAUAAUUCUGACUUAAGAGAUAAUGACAGUGAUUAGUAUUGUAAUAUUUGUUGGUCAGAAGGAUUAGGAGCUGGUCCUUGUGUUUAGCUUGGAUGUAAGCAUAUAUUCCAUUAUGAAUGUCUAAAAAAGAGACUUGAUGUUAAGUGGAUAUCUGCUCGUAUUGUAUUUAACUUUUGUUUUUGUCCUCUAUGUAAACAAUGGAUGGAAUUCUCUCUUGAUUGUGACUUGAAUAACGAAAUGCAAAAAAUGCUUGCUCUCUAUGAAAAUAUCAAGAAAAAAUCUUUAGACAGAUUAAAAUUUGAAGAGAGAUUAAAGGAUGAAAAAUUAAAUGACCCUAAUUCUCCUUAUUACCAAUAACCUCAGGAAUAUGCGAUGGCAAUUUAUGCAUAUUUUAUGUGCUUUAAAUGUAAAAAACCUUAUUUUGGUGGUCUAAAAGAUUGCUAAAGAGGUAUGGACGAAGAUAAAAGAGAAUUCGAUCCAAAGGAAUUGAUAUGUGCAAACUGUUGUGAAAUUCCUGUUGAAAAUUGCCCCAAACAUGGUAAAGAUUAUAUCGAAUUUAAGUGUAAAUUUUGCUGUUCAGUUGCUUAGUGGUUCUGUUGGGGAACUACACAUUUCUGCGAGCCUUGCCAUAAAAGGUAAUGUAAUGGUGAUUAUGUAUCUAAGUAUCCAAAAGAAAAACUUCCUAAAUGCGCAGGAGGUUCAAAAUGUCCUGUUGGUGGAAGUCAUAAACCAAAUGGAGAAGAAUCUGCUCUUGGUUGCUCGUUAUGUAGAAAUGCAAAAGACAAUCAAAAAGAAUUUUGA